CGUUAAUGAAAAUUUGUGGUUAGGAAUUUGAAUUUGUGUAACUAGCGUCAAAUUUUAUGUUGUCUGUUGUUUAUGUUAGGAUGGUUGGGUAUUUAUUUGUGUUUUGUUUUGUGUAAUUAUGUACUGCACUUCAUGAAUAACAUUGAAAAUAUAAUAAGACGUCGAAAUGCUGAAACGUUAUCGGUUAAUAACGUUCCGUUUAUUUCCACAUUAGAGAGAUUUUGAGCCACCUAUUUGAUCAACGUUAUACGUUAUCGGUUAUUUUGCUCAUGCGCAAUAGUGAAAAAAUAACCGGUCCGCUUAAUAAGCGGUAACGUACUACGCUAAUUAUGUGGAAAUAAACGGAACGUUAUUAGCCGAUAACGUUUUAACAUCGGUGCCAAGUGUAAUACUUAUUUGGUUCAAACGAGAAAUAAACAAAAAUAAAAAUGUUCCAAGAGGAUAACAAAUAAUGCGUCAAAUAAUUCUUCAAAAUUUUUUUCUACGUAGUCUAUUUUGGUCUUCAAAAUUCACAACCUAUCCUCUAUAAUUGCAUAAAUUGGCAACGCCAACAUAUCCCUGCAAGUUGACAUUUGCAUAACCUAACCUAACCUCUAUAACCAAAGAACAAAAAACUAAACAACUUUUUCCAAAGACGUUUCCGGUUUUUUUGAUAUUUUGGUGUGGUUUAAUUCAGAGAAAAAGUUGAAAAGUAACCAUUGUUAGCUAAGCCCAAGAAAAACACCUGAAUACGGUACCACAGGUACCCCGACGUGACGACCCGAGUAUAGACAAAAUACACCCUUUAACCAUACCUUGGGGAACCCAAGACGAUUUUAUGAUGCUGUGUCAGAAGAAAAAGUUUCAGUGUUAUUUUUCCAAGCCUUUCUAAACUUUUCACCAUGGACGCUCUGAGAAAACGUCAACGCUUUACUGACCAUGACGAUUUGGUGCUGUUGCGGGAAGUAUUAUCUCAUAAUCCAUUUGAGAAUCCUGCGUUAUGGCAUGUUAUUCAAGAGAAUGUUUCCAGUUUAACUGGAAAAACAUUUGUCAUUAGAACAUUGAGGGAACAUUUGGAGAGGUUGAUAAAACUGUGGCUGGAAAUGUUUAAAAUCUUAAAAGACAAGUCAGGAAUAGAAGUAGUCUCUACAGAGAAGGAUACUUUAUGUAGUAAUAUUUACGACUUGAUGAAGGAAUUCAAAGAUUCCAAAAAGAAGAAAACCUCAGUUAGUGCAUCUAAAACUAUUGGUAUUGAUGCUCGAAACCAAUGGACCCAACUGUUGGAGGCUUCGGGAUCAUCAGUGAAGACGGAGAAUAUAGGCUCAGAAUCCCUCAUUCAUGAUCAUGGCAGUCUGACAAUUCCUGUGGAGGAUAUAUUAUCUGAUGAUGUGAGGAUAGAGUUUGUGGACGAAGUUGACUUGAGCAUGCAAGAUACUACUGAAUGCAUUGAAAAUACUGAACCGAUAAUGAAUGAAGCCUCUACAUCAUCAGCUUACCUAUCAACCCACAAAGUAAAUGUAUUGGAUCCACAGACAUCCCAUCAGACAGAUAACACAGUAGCUAGCAAUCCCGAGAUUAAGCCUUCAACAUCAAGUUCAAAACCUGCGAAAAUUUUGGGUCCAGUAAGAAGUAGGAAAAGGAAAGCUAAUACCCAAAGGCAAGGGUUAGCGUACCUAGAAAACUACGAUAAGCAGCAAAGUGACAUAAAAAAAAAACAAUUGGAACUAGAGGAGCGAAAACUAAAAGUGGAGGAAAGAAUGAUGGACUUAUUGGAAAAACAACAUGAUUUAACAGAGUUUCAAAUCAAAAAACAAUUUGAAUUAAUUGAAAAAAAAAAUAAUUUGGAAUCCCAAAAUCAGCAAAACUUGUUAGCUAUGGCUGAAAGGCAAGAUAAAUUAAUUAAUUUACUAAUAAAUAAGAUUGGUUAAUUAUUUUGCUUAGAAGUGAGUUAAUUUAAAUAAAAAUGACAGGUCUGCAAAAAAAAACAAUCAAAGAUUGCUUGUUGUAAUGUCUUAUUCUAAAUGAAAUUAACUUGGAACAGAGUCUGUCAAUUUGAAAUGUGAUUCUCGGUAAAAUGUGGGGUUUGUUUUAAGACUUUUAUUGCAAAUUAUAACUAAAAAUAAAGCUGCACAUGGCAUUCUCUGCAAAACCCCAGUUUUGAUUUAGGUUGCCUAGUCAAUCCUACACAUCAAAUAGGUUCCAAUAGAAAUCAUCCACUACAGCACAGUGUUUGAAAAACCAUAGCAAUCUUUGUGUUUUUUUUUGAAGAUCUGUUACCUGUUAUGAUAUAUUUAUAUUUAUGUUAGGUAGUAUUGUGG
Molecule: messenger RNA, 2297 nt
Organism: Ceutorhynchus assimilis (cabbage seed weevil)
Lineage: Eukaryota; Metazoa; Arthropoda; Insecta; Coleoptera; Curculionidae
Source: the annotation of a GenBank genome assembly